GCUUUGGAACCCCCUCCUCCGUCCACAACGCUCUAUCUCGUUGCGAACCGACUGCUACUCCCCGACCGUACAGCUCUGGGGACUCGGACUACUGAUUGCCAUGUUUGAGUCUGGCCUGCCGACGUACAGCGAUAUCCAAGCGCAUUAUCGGGCUCGCGCGGAGCUGAAGCAGAACUUUGCGACACUCAUCAACGACCAGCGGGACAUCCAAGAACUAUUCAAGACCGUCGCUGCAGAGCUCGACGCGACGCCGGAGGUUGGAGAGAAGCAUGCUUUGAGCGAUGAAUGGAAUAGAUUGCGUCGGAGGCAUAGUAAAAUCUAUCGCGAGUCUCAGCAGAACGCUGCGCUCUGUGCGCAGUUCCUGAAGAACUUCGCGGAGAUCCUUGUUCCCUUGUCGCAGUCCGAGGACUUGACUAUCGACCAGAAGAAGUUGAUGAUCGGGAAGUUCCUCGAGACAAUACCGGUACAUCUAAACGCGGCACAUGCGAACGCCGAGAGCUUCAGCGAGUUAGCGAAGGAUGUUGAGGUUUUCCCGCGCAAGGUUGCGAGCGCGUUGAGGAUCAAGGCCGAGCCGCCAGGUUUCCUUGCUAGCAUCUGGACCGGUAUCGAGGAAGUGUGCUAUAACGUGUGGCAGACUUUGAACCGGCUUCUGACAAAGCUAGUCUACACGUUUAAGGUGGCCCUUGCGCGCCUUGAGAAGUUGCGCUUCUCCUGCUUUGGCAUCUCAGUGGAUAUACACUUCAACCGAUAUGAAUCGCUCGUACCAGCUCCAUUGACUGACAACGAGUCAGAAGAGGCGAGGCGCGAACGGAUCGCGAGCGAAGUCCAGGACAAUUGCGACGCUCUCCAGCACAAGCUGACCGCGUUCGAGAGCGCGUGGCACAUUGUGCGCCUGGCGUGCUCCAAAUUGUCGUCGGAUCUCGCGCUCGCGAAGACCUUCACGACGUGCUACCCGCCGGUUCCGCAAGCCGUCGAUACGAACUUGAGGGCGGCCGCUUUGGUACAUACACCGCUUGUCGAUUGCCUAAACGCCUACUCGACUGGCCAGCUCCCGGACUUUCGUGACGGUUUUUAGGUUGCAUUUCCUGCCUCGGCCUGCAUUCCUUUACGAUGCGCGGGGCGACGUCUAGGUUGUAUACCCUUCGUACAUAACAUAUACGCACUCUCUCUCUAUAUAUGUAUGUAUAUGUAACGCCGCGAUGUUGUACAUCUUCUUUCCAU
Messenger RNA from Dichomitus squalens LYAD-421 SS1, 1221 nucleotides. RefSeq lists its product as uncharacterized. The transcript is spliced from 9 exons. The record is from RefSeq and is a predicted model, not a curated record. The coding region runs from base 101 to 1075 and encodes 324 amino acids. Lineage: Eukaryota; Fungi; Basidiomycota; Agaricomycetes; Polyporales; Polyporaceae.